GAAAUAAAUACCCGCUUCAGUACGAAAGAUAUGUUUCAAAGCUUAAUUUAAUUCAUCCACCUCCAUCUUUGAUUCUGCUUGCAGAUCGUGUGAUGGCCUUCAAAUUUCUCAGACCGCAGGUUGGGUUGUGGCAUCAAGGCCGUCGAAUGUACGCCUCUGAUCGGCCGAAACAAAGCUCCAUGAGCUAUUGUGUGAACUUGGUCAAGACUAGAGAUUACGAGAACUAUCUGGCCUCACUUUUGCUACCGUCUGUCUUACAUCAACCAGCCUUUGCCAUUCGAGCCUUCAACGCCGAGGUAGCUAGUGUCAAAGACUCCGUGAGUGAUCGAACCAUCGGUUUGAUGCGGAUGCAAUUCUGGAAAGACACUUUAGAGGAAAUCUGCGAGGGCUCUAAAUCCCCUCCAGCCCAUCCAGUGGCUCAAGAAUUGCACCGUGCCUUUGCCAAACAUCACUUCUCGAAAGACUUACUUCUCAAUCUAAUCUCGAGUCGAGAGCGCUUCCUGUCCAAUAAUCCCUUCCAAAGCCUAGACGAAGUGGAUUCGUACGCCCGGGACGCAUUCUCUAGCAUCAACUUUGUUCUGCUGACUUGUCUGAAUUCUGACAAAUCACCCUCUUCUCAAACUGGUCACGCUCGACACGCGCUAAACCAGUUAGGAAUGGCCCAAGGAGUGAGCACCCUUUUACGAGCAGUUCCCUAUCACGCUCAAUUGAGGCAGGUCCUCUUGCCCACUGACCUGAUGAUGAAUCAGGGCGUGUCAGUGGAAUCGGUGGUGAGGAAGGGUGAUAGUGAAGGCCUCAGACUCGUGAUAGAGGCUACGGCUGCUCGUGCCCAGGAGCACUUGGAUAAUAGUCGAUUUAGAAUGAAGUACUUGUCUAAGGAUGAGAAGUGCCUUCUCUUGCCAGCUGUGGCCACGGAUGCCUACCUGGCUGCCUUGCAUAAAGCUGAGUGCAAUGUGUUUCACGAUAAAUUGAAGGUUAAGAACUCAUGGUUACCUAUUCAACUGUAUUGGCAUAGAUUUAAGGGUUCGUAUUAACACCUAAUAUAGGCUGGUGGAAUAUAUCAUGUAAUCAGAU
This is a messenger RNA of Tigriopus californicus, 1074 nucleotides long. RefSeq names its product NADH dehydrogenase (ubiquinone) complex I, assembly factor 6-like (gene sicily). Gene Ontology annotation, cellular component: mitochondrion. NCBI's taxonomy places the organism in Eukaryota, Metazoa, Arthropoda, Copepoda, Harpacticoida, Harpacticidae. Gene Ontology annotation, biological process: mitochondrial respiratory chain complex I assembly; biosynthetic process. The transcript has a single exon. The coding region runs from base 93 to 1034 and encodes 313 amino acids. The record is from RefSeq and is a predicted model, not a curated record.